This is a messenger RNA of Prorocentrum cordatum, 797 nucleotides long. NCBI's taxonomy places the organism in Eukaryota, Dinophyceae, Prorocentrales, Prorocentraceae. The record is from the annotation of a GenBank genome assembly.
AUGGGCGCUUCCGCAUCCCUGGCGGGCUUCUCCUCGCACGCGGCCUGGAGCAUGAAGUCUGUGCAGGCCCGGAUCAUGAGCGGGCAGUGGAACCCGCUGGCCGACGUCGAGACGGGGAGCUGGAUGCCCUUCAAGUGGCGGUGGUGGAAGGCGUUCGUCGUUCUGGAGCGCCUGCGUUCGGAGGAGGUCCAGGAGGGCGAGUGGGUCGUCUACCAGGACAGCACCAGCUACGUGCGGAGCGGCUUCAACGAGACGCACGCGGCGAAGCUGUCGGCGCUGCUGGGCGCCCUGGAGGCCGCGGGCUCCGACGGGCUCGCGGGCUCCGUGCUGCCCCCGUCGGUCCUGUGGGAGUGGACGCAGCGGUGCACGCCCAGCUACUCGGUGACCAGCUUCGACGAGUGGCGCACCAUGGGCGAGGGCCAGCUGCUCGCGGAGCUCUCCGCCGCGCUGGAGCGCGCGGGCCUGUGCGGGGAGGGGGACGGCGCCUGCCGCAGCGACUUCCAGGGCCAGGCCAUGCUGCAGAACUCCUGGGUCGCCUUCCGCAAGGGUGCCGCCGCGCUGAAGUUCGUGGACAGGUGGCUGCGCAGCAACUGCGACGAGGCGACCAUGCGGGCCAUGCCCUUCGCCGACCAGUCGCUGCUCCAGCUCCUGGCCCACCGUGCCACGGCCUCCGGCGAGCUGGCCCUGCACGCGCUCCGCUUCCCGGCCAUGAGCGCGACCCCGCCCGCACCUGAGGCGAUGGCGGACCGGGGCUCCCUGGCCAACAGGGUGAAGCACCUGGGCGUGGCGCUCGACGA